GUGGGGGCUCAUCGGAACCGGAUCAUCUAUCUCCGGCCUCUGGAUACCUCAACACCACGAAACCCAACCAGACGCCAUCGCAAGGUCAACAAUCAGCCUCAAACCUCCAAUUGUCAAAAUGUCGUCCGCGCCCCAUUUCUGGUCUACACCCUUCCGCUACUGCCGCUGGGCAGCCGUCGAGAAGCCCGCCCUCUUCUGGUCCGUCAUCAUCGGCGGCAUUGGUCCCGUCAUGAUCUACCCUAUCCGCUCGCUACGCUACAACGUCUUCAACGACCCCGAUCCUCCUGCUAUCCCCAACACAUACCCCAUCCCGUCCGGGCCACGAAAACAACUGACCGGCUACGAUGACGAAUAACCGAACUUGAGGGCGAUGGGCACUUGUACAUAUAGCGCGGUCUUUCAGGUAGAGAAGCAGGAGACGCCGGCACUCAAUUCGACGAAGUGGUUAUUUUGUUCAUUCACGCUUGGCUUGCUGAAAAUGACAUAAUGUCUGCUACCACCAAUUGCAAGUUCAAACCUCGAAACGCCCGCUGUCCUUUCUAUGUGGAUUUUCCCAUCUAUGCACGGGUCAUGUUGGUGGUUUGGGAGCAACGCUUCGCCGCCACGAACUCCUCUUCGGCCGGCGGAGGCUCUAUCUGUCCCGACCUGCAAAGUUCCAUUCGUACUGCCUACCGUCAGCUCGGGUCUCCAUACUAGGAUUCAGGAAUACUUACCACACGCCCAUCGUCGUCACCAG
Messenger RNA from Emericellopsis atlantica, 736 nucleotides. RefSeq lists its product as uncharacterized. The record is from RefSeq and is a predicted model, not a curated record. The transcript is spliced from 3 exons. Bases 119 to 355 code for a protein of 78 amino acids. NCBI's taxonomy places the organism in Eukaryota, Fungi, Ascomycota, Sordariomycetes, Hypocreales, Bionectriaceae.